ACCGAUAUCAUCUCUGAAGACAAUGUGCCCAGACUGGCUGAUCUCAUCGAGCCUUGGUUCAUAUUUUCCUUCGUCUGGUCUCUGGGGGCAUCAUGUGACAAUGACAGCCGUGUCAAAUUUGAUGCCUGGCUGAGACAGACUAUGGCAGACAAUAAUGUAAGCAGACUUGUGGGAUGGUUCUUGUUAAAUAAAGAUAGAAUUUUGUUUUAGAAUUCAGCUACGGUUUAUAAAGUUACAAAACAAGACAUCUCAAGAAAACAACUGUCUGAAAAUGAUGGGGAAUAACCUCCAAAUUUAUUACUAAGACUAACUGUUUCAAGAAAAGUUAUUUUUAGGUUGUACUGCUGGGGGGUGGGGGGGGGAUGUGAGGUGUUAAUUAAAAAACAAAAAAUUGUAACUUGAAGCGUUAUGAGCCAGGGGCUGUUGGGAGAAAGUUAAACCGUGUACUGUACAAGCUUAGAAUUUUAUCAACUCUGGCAUUUGUUUCCAACAUUUUAGAUUGCAUUGAAGUUUCCCAGUGUUGGCUUAGUCUAUGAUUACAAACUGGAUGAUGCUGGGAUAGUGAGCCAAGAGGAGGAGGAAGAGGAAGGUGGAGAAAGGGUGAGAGGACUUUGA
This is a messenger RNA of Lymnaea stagnalis (great pond snail), 615 nucleotides long. The record is from the annotation of a GenBank genome assembly. NCBI's taxonomy places the organism in Eukaryota, Metazoa, Mollusca, Gastropoda, Lymnaeidae.